Molecule: messenger RNA, 2148 nt
Organism: Lottia gigantea (owl limpet)
Lineage: Eukaryota; Metazoa; Mollusca; Gastropoda; Lottiidae
Exons: 14
Coding region: 1-2148 (715 amino acids)
Biological process (GO): G protein-coupled receptor signaling pathway; gamma-aminobutyric acid signaling pathway
Cellular component (GO): G protein-coupled receptor heterodimeric complex; membrane
Molecular function (GO): G protein-coupled GABA receptor activity
Source: RefSeq, a predicted model, not a curated record
AUGUUAUUAGUGUUCGUGUUAACCACGUGUCUGAGGGCAAUAUCAGCCUUGGAUGAUCUUUAUAUACUUGGCUUGUUCCCAUUUGAUGGAAUAGCUUGGCGUGGUGGUUACGGUAUGCUGACUAGUGCUGAGAUAGCUAUAGAACAUGUCAACAAACACGAUUACAUACUGCCUGGAUAUCGACUUAAUUUAAUAUAUAAUAAUACAAUGUGCGAUCCAGGUCAAGGUAUUAAAGUGAUGUAUGAUAAUCUGUACUCUCCACCGACCAAACUGUUAAUAAUUGGAGCUGGUUGUUCUCCAGUCAGUGAGGCUACAGCUCAAGCCUCCCACCUUUGGAACUUAGUACAGAUGUCCUAUGUUUCUUUAUCACCAUCACUGUCCGAUAAAUUAAGGUUUCCAUUCUUUUUCCGGACCACGGCUCCGGAUGUCGUCGUGAAUCCGGCAAGGAUCGACAUAUUUAAACAAUUCGGAUGGUCGCAGGUUUCCACCAUUCAUCAAUCGUUUGAGCUCUUCUCGACCGUAACCGAAAAUUUAAACGAGUUGAUGAAAGAGGCCAACCUUACCAUUGUUCGUUCUGAAAUUUUCACACAAGAUCCUGAAGUUCAAGUAAAAAAUUUGAUGGAAAACGAUGCCAGAAUAAUAGUCGGAGGUUUUUAUGCAGAUAAAGCCAGGAAGAUAUUCUGUGAGGCGUAUAAAGAAGGACUGUACGGUUCUAAAGUCGUCUGGAUAUUGGUCGGGUGGUAUGACGACGACUGGUGGAAAACCCCCGACCCUAAUGUGGACUGCACCGUUGAGGAAUUGUCGGCUGCUGUGGAAGGAUAUAUCGCAAUUGACCAUAUUUACCUCAAUCCUAAGAACACGCCCUCUAUUUCCGGUGUCACACCGGAAGAGUUCCAAACCAUAUUCAAUAACCGCACCAAUAACGAGAAUAUAUUUGGAAAGAAGUUGUCCCCCUUGGCGUAUGAUACCAUAUGGGCUAUAGCCCUUGGUCUCAAUGAAACCAUUGAAGAUUUAGCCAGAAACGACACACAGAAGAAUUUGACCGAUUUUACCUACACAGAUAGCGAGUUUGGUCACAUCCUGUUGGAAAAUAUGAAGAAGGUCAACUUCCAAGGAAUUAAGGGGCCGAUUUAUUUCGACGAGAACCACGAUGCUGUUUCCUUACUUCGAAUAGUUCGAAUACAAGGUGGUGUGAAAGAAACCAUUGGUAUUUACAAUCCAACACUAACAACUGAUGUGAAAAUAGAAUGGUUACCAGAGACACCUGUCGUCUGGGCAGGUGGUCUUCCACCAAAAGACUCAACGAUUGUAUAUUAUGAGACAGUGGUGCUGUCGUUCUCCAUAUACGUGGCCUUCUGUUGUAUAUCCGGUAUCGGUAUGGUCCUCGCCAUUGUCUUUCUUAUGUUCAACAUCAUGUAUAGAAACGCCAGGGUGGUAAAGAUGUCAUCCCCGAGGUUAAACAAUCUGAUUUUAAUCGGCUGUAUCUUGAUCUAUAUUACUGUAUUUCUGUAUAAUACAACAGAGAACCACUCCAGUCUUAUAUGUCAGGCCAAGAUAUUUUUGAUGACGGUGGGAUUUUCUCUAGCCUUCGGUGCUCUGUUCGCCAAAACUUGGAGAGUCCAUGUUAUUUUUACAAAUGCUACCAAACAGAAAAAGAUAGUCAAGGAUAUCCAGUUAGUGUUCAUGGUAUUAGGUUUAACUAGUAUAAAUUUGGUGGUCUUGAUAGUCUGGGCUAUUUUACAUCCCAUAAUAGUCGUAACCAACGAUUUACCAAAGGAGGUUAACGAAGUGGACGACUAUGAAAUAAGAAAAGACUACAGUGCCUGUACGUCAGAAAACGAAAUUUACUAUACUGGUACUCUGUUUGGAAUUCAGGGAAUUCUCAUGCUGCUUGGAGCAUUUCUGGCCUGGGAAACACGGAAGGUCAAAAUAGAAGCAUUAAACGACAGUAAGCUAAUCGGAGUGUGUAUAUAUAACGUCGUGGUUUUGAGUAUUUUAGGGGUGACCGUAUCCUUCGCCCUAGGGGACAAUAUAAAUCUACGGUACUCGCUAGAUUCGGCUGUUGUUUUGUUAGCAACGACUGUCACUGAAUGUCUAAUAUUCGUCCCGAAGGUAAGCAUAAAUUUAAUUUUUCGUUUAUUUACAUAA